GCGCGCGGCGGGCGGCGGGCGCCGCGGCGCCGCCCUCACGUGACCGCGCCGGGCCAAUCGGCGCGCGGGGGGGCGUGGCCGGGCGCGCUGUCAUGGCGGACGGGGAGCGCUCGCCGCUGCUGCCGCCCGAGGCGGGGCCGGGCCCGGGCGGGGCCGGCGGCGCGGGCGAGGCCCCGCCCCCUUACUCGCCAUUGGGCAGCCCCGAGGCGGCGGGGGCGGGGCCUCCGGCGGUCACGUGCCGCGUGUGCCAGCGGCCAAUCAGCGUCGAGGGGAAGGCGCACCAGCACGUGGUCAAGUGCGGGGGGUGUGGCGAGGCCACGCCAAUCAGGACGGCCCCCGGCGGGAAGAAGUACGUGCGGUGCCCCUGUAACUGCCUGCUGGUGUGCCGCGCCUCGGCCCAGCGCAUCGCCUGCCCCCGCCCCUACUGUAAGCGAAUCAUCAACCUGGGCCCGGUGCAGACGGGCGCGCCCAGCCCCGACCCCGCCCCCGGGGGCGUGCGCGUGGCCUGCGCCCACUGCGGGGGGCCCUUCCUGUGGGCGGAGCUCCCCGAGCGCUCGCUGGCGCGCUGCCCGCACUGCCGCAAGGUGUCCGCCAUUGGCCGGCGCUUCCCGCGGCGACGCUGCCUCUGCUGCCUAUUGGCCGGGCUGGUGAUGGGCGGGGCCGCGGCCGGGCUGGCGGCCGGCACGUGGUGGCUGUGGCGCCGCGCCCGCUGGGCGCCGGCGGCGUGGGCGGCGCUGGGGGCGGGCGCGGGGGCGUGUCUGCUCCGCGCCGCCUACUGGGGGCGGGUCCGCGUCAGCCAGCCCCUCCCACCGCGCGCCUGACCCCGCCCCCGCGCCGGGCACGCCCCCUUUCCCCCCGAGGGACACGCCCCCGCCGCCGCGGGACACGCCCCCGCCUCGUGGGACAUGCCCCCGUCUCGUGGGACACGCCCCCUUUGUAAUAGGAGGCGCCGGUGGGCGUGGCCUGCCCGCGGUGACCUCACCAAGCCACGCCCCUUCGGUAUUUAAUGAUUUAUCCCCUCCUGGCCCCGCCCCUCUGUCGUUUUCUGCAUGGCCCCGCCCCCUCCCGCAUGGCCCCGCCCCCCCGGUGUAGAUAAGCCCCGCCCCCCCCGGUGUACAGCGGUAUUUAUUGUAAAUAAACCCCAAAUCGGCGCUUUUCACCCCAAAAUUCCCGUUUAUUCGCGCGGGGGGGGAGGGGCUUCCCUGAGGGGGCGGGGCCUGAGGGGGCGGGGCCGGGCAGCACCUGAGAGGCCCAAAUUUGGGCGGUUUUGGGGAAAUUUGGGGUAAAAAUGAAGGUAGGGUGACCUUGUGGAGCUGGUGACGUCAUCAAGACCCCAAAUUUGGGGGAAUUUGGGAAAAUUUGGGGUAAAAACAAGGGUGGAGCACCAUCUUGAGGAUGAUGACGUCAUCCAGACCCAAAUCUGGGAAAUUUUGGGGGAAUUUGGGGUAAAAAACGAAGGCAGGGCGCCAUUGUGGAGCUUAUGACGUCAUCAAGACCCAAAUUUGGGCGAUUUUGGGGGAAUUUGGGUAAAAACGAGGGCGGGGCGCCAUCUUGGGGCUGAUGACGUCAUCAGCCCCCGAACCGGGGCGGUUUCAGGUCGGUUUUGGGUCAAUUCCAGGCGAUUUUGGGUCAGUUUGGGGCAAUUUGGGAUAUUUUGGGUCAAUUUUGGGACAUUUUGGGUCAGCACCUGAUUAAAACCAGACGGCGCCAUCUUGGCUUUGAUGACGUCAUCACCGCCAGACUCCGAGCGAUUUUUGAGCCAAUUUCAGCCGAUUUUUGGGGCGAUUUUAAGACGAUUUUGACCCAACCCCAACUCAGUCAAACGCUGGCUCGUUCCAAAGCGAUUUUGGGCUAAAUUGAGGCAAAAUUGGGUCAAAACAAAUCCAAUUAAAAGCGUUUAGCUUCGAGUGAUUCUGAGUGGAUUUGAGCCGAUUUUGGACCAAAUUGGGCCAAUUUUGGGCCAAAACCCAUCCAACUAAAAAGGGAUGGUGCCAAAAAUUUUGAGUGGAUUUAACCCAAUUUUGGGGAUUUGUUCCAAACCCGUUCUGGGCCAAAACGCGCCCAAUCGAGAGCGUCUAACUUGGAGUGGUUUUGAGUGAAUUUCAGCCAAUUUUGGGCCAAAUUGAGCCAAAACUGGGUCAAAACCCGUCCAAUUAAAGGCGGCCAGCACCAUCAAUCUUCACCUUCAAUUCUGAGUGAAUUUAAGACAAUUUUGAGCGAAUUUGAGCCAAUUUUGGGUCAAAACCCAUCCAAUUGAAAGCGGUUAAUGCCAUAAACUCAAACUUUGAUUUCGAGCGAAUUUCAGCCAAUUUUGAGCGAAUUGGAGCAAAUUUUGGGCAAAAUUGAACCAAUUUUGGGUCAAAACCCAUCCAAUUAAAAGCGGUUAACGUCAUGAACUCGAACUUCGAUUUUGAGUGAAUUUCAGCCAAUUUUGAGUGAAUUUGAACCAAUUUUGAGCGAAUUGGAGCAAAUUUUGGGCGAAAUUGAGCCAAUUUUGGGCCAAAACCCAUCCAAUUAAAAGCCGUUAAUGCCAUGAACUCGAACUUACAUUCUGAGCGAAUUUCAGCCAAUUUUGAUCCAAAUUGGGCCCAUUUUGGACCAAAACCCAUCCAAUUAAAGGCCAUCAAUACCGUGGAAGUCGAAUUUGGAUUCUGAGCAAAUUUCAGCCAAUUUUGGUCCAAAUUAGGCCCAAUUUUGGGCCAAAAUCCAUCCAGUUAAAAGCGGUAACACCAUCAAACUCAAACUUCAGUUUCGAGCACAUUUAAACCAAUUUUGAGUAAAUUUAGGCCAAUUUUGAUCAAAUUUGAGCCAAUUUUGGGCCAGCACAUGUUGAAUUAAAACCGAACAACACCAUCAAUCUCCAACUUCGAUUCUAAGCAAAUUUCAGCCAAUUUUGAGCAAAUUUGAGCCAAUUUUGGGCCGAAACACAUCCAAUUAAAAGCGGUCAACACCAUCAAUUUCGGACUUCGAUUCUGAGUGAAUUUGAGCCAAUUUUGGGCCAAAUUGAGCCAAAACUGGGUCAAAACCCGUCCAAUUAAAAGAGACCAACACCAUCAAUCUCCACCUUCAAUUCUGAGUGAAUUUAAGACAAUUUUGAGCGAAUUUGAGCAAAUUUUGGGCAAAAUUGAACGAAUUUUGGGCCAAAACGCGUUGAAUUAAAAGCGGUUAAUACAAUAAAACUCAAACUUCGAUUUCGAGUGAAUUUAGGCCGAUUUUGACCAAAUUUGAGCCGAUUUUGUCCUGAAACCCAUCCAAUUAAAAACGGUUAACACCAUCGAACUUGAACUUUGAUUCUAAGUGAAUUUAAGCCAAUUUUGAGUGAAUUCAAGACAAUUUCGGGCCAAAACACGUCAAAUUAAAACCGAACAACACCAUCAAUCUCCAACUUUGAUUUCAAGCAAAUUUGAGCAUAUUUUAAGCAAAUUUGAGCCAAU
This is a messenger RNA of Passer domesticus (house sparrow), 3434 nucleotides long. It is a transcript of the gene PIP4P1, whose product is annotated as phosphatidylinositol-4,5-bisphosphate 4-phosphatase 1. Gene Ontology annotation, cellular component: phagocytic vesicle membrane; late endosome membrane; plasma membrane. The record is from RefSeq and is a predicted model, not a curated record. Gene Ontology annotation, molecular function: phosphatidylinositol-4,5-bisphosphate 4-phosphatase activity. Lineage: Eukaryota; Metazoa; Chordata; Aves; Passeriformes; Passeridae. Gene Ontology annotation, biological process: phosphatidylinositol dephosphorylation.